Molecule: messenger RNA, 1445 nt
Organism: Schistocerca cancellata (South American locust)
Lineage: Eukaryota; Metazoa; Arthropoda; Insecta; Orthoptera; Acrididae
Exons: 2
Coding region: 100-966 (288 amino acids)
Source: RefSeq, a predicted model, not a curated record
GUUUUCAAACAAAGGCUGGUCUGUCACCACAAUACUCGCAGUAUAAAAGUUCAUGGUUCAGUGCAAAGGGCAACAAAAAACACUAACUGUCCAUCAAAAAUGACAGUGACAAUUCACGCUGUGCAUGAUAGAUACAGAGGUAAGUCUGUAGAGAAAGCAAUGCUCUACACGGAAAUGCCGUGCGAGGUUAACUUGGUGUUGGGUCAUAACCACAGUGUUGAGAGUGCUGCUGCUUUAAGAUUUAGGCAACCAUCAAGUGAUGUCAAAGAAAAAUUAAUAUCCCUGUUUGAAAGAGGUCAUUCACCAGCCACUGCUCUUGAGUCAAUAAAGGUUGAAAUUCAGCUGAAUUGUUCAGAUUACCCUUUAGUCCUUGCAGACAGAAGCAGGUGUCCUGAUUACAACUUUUGUCACUAUUUGUUCAACAAAGUUUUUAAGAAAAAGUAUGGGCCAACAGACUUCAACAAAGAAGGAAAGCAGCUGUUACAACAGAGGUUAGAGGAAUACAACAGCGAAGUUGGAGCUGUGUGUGCCAAGAUGAUUCAGAAAGAUGAUGAUUAUAUAGUAUGCAUUUGCUCACCACUGAUGCAAAAAGUCCAUACUCAUGUAAAAGCUGCUUCCAAACUUGUAUUUAUGGAUUCCACUGGUUCUCUGGAUCAUGAUAGCAGCAGAGUGUUCGUUUUACUUACUCACAGUGAGUGUGGAGGUUUACCACUAGGAGUUCUGAUUAUGUCUUCAGAAAGCUGCGGAGUUAUAGAAAUGAGACUUGAGUUGCUGAAAGAGAUAGUGAGGGAAAAUAUUUUUGGGGGAAACAUCAAUGGCCCAAGUGUGUUUCUGACUGACGACAGCCAGUCAGAACAAAAUGCAAUUAGAAGGUGCUUCCCAAACACAAAAACUUUGUUGUGUAUAUUCCAUGUCCUGCAGGCAGUGUGGCGCUGGCUUCUCAAAACAAAAAAUGCUAUACCAUAGCAAAAACAGUGCGAGUUCUUCCAGAAUUUCAAAAAAAUAAUGUUUGCGCAAACAAAAAAUGAAGCAGUGGUAAACUAUAAUGUAACAAGAGCGAACAUCGGUGAAAAUCAUCAAAAUUUAUUGAAAUACUUGGAAGGGUAUUGGGAUAGGAGAGAACUGUGGACCCUUUCACAUCGGCGAGGUAUGCUUAUAGAAGGGCGCAACACAAAUAAUAUAAGUGAGGCCUUCAUGAGAAUUUUAAAGGACAGGAUUUUUGAGAGGGUGCGUGCCUUCAAUGUGGUUCAGAUGGUGGACUUUUUUUCUCACAAAGGUGAAUUUGUAUUUUCAGAGGAGACUUCUUGAUGCUGCUAAUGGAGCAAGUCCUAAGUCUUUCUGUAGGCCUAUAAAGGCUCCUUCACAGGAGAUUCUAGCAAAAAUCAGACAAGUCAAUGAGGAUGUUCUGCUCGUUCCCAGUGAAGAAAGGCAGAAUCAUUAUUACA